Onthophagus taurus is the source of this 1736-nucleotide messenger RNA. RefSeq names its product L-dopachrome tautomerase yellow (gene y). Lineage: Eukaryota; Metazoa; Arthropoda; Insecta; Coleoptera; Scarabaeidae. Gene Ontology annotation, cellular component: extracellular region. The record is from RefSeq and is a predicted model, not a curated record.
AUGGGUUAAUAAAAUAAUCUUGCAACAAUUUUUAAAUUCCGAUAAAACUUGAUUACUGUUUAAAUGUGCCUCAUAGAAAUUCUUUGAUAAUUCUAGCUCAAUAACAAAACAAUUAUAAAUAAAUAAAGCUAUAACAGUACUCCCCAUAUCGUAAUCUUAACAUACUUAUUAAUUCACUUUUGCUUUUUCGUAAUCAACACAAGUAGGAGUAACAAGACAGGUUAUAAAUAUUUUUUCGGAAAAAAUUAAAAAUGCAUACUUCUAGCUCGGCGGAUUAUUAACAAUCUAAUUAAACCAAAUAAAAGUUGUGCAGUUAUCUUUUACUCAACAUACAGAGUAAUAAACACGUUCAGGGUCCCACGCCGACUUUAACACCUUGGCAGGGGGCUGAUAUAAAACGGGACAACAAACACUUUUCACUUUCAUUUCGAUUUUUGUUAGAGCCUAUAAAAGAAUUGCACAAAAACAUAAUGAAAAAUUACAUUAUCUUAUUAAUAACGCUUCAAAGUGUAUUUUCAGCUCGAAUUUUAAAAGAACAAUUCGCAUGGAAUCAACUGGAUUAUGCUUAUCCUUCAUUCGAUGAACGACAAGAAGCUUUACGAACGGGACGAUUCGUUCCAGAAAAUAAUCUUCCCGUUGGAAUUGAAAUUUGGGGCGAUAAAUUAUUUGUUUCUGUGCCCAGAUGGAGAGUUGGAAUUCCUUCAACUUUAAAUUACAUCCCUUUAUCAAAAAACGUAGGAAAAUCACCAGCAUUAAUACCUUACCCAAAUUGGAAAUCAAACGAAGCUGGAAAUUGUGAAUCUGGGUUAACAACCGUUUACCGAAUAAAAGCUGAUGAAUGUCACCGUUUGUGGGUGUUAGACACUGGAACUUUUGGAAUUGACGAUACAACAACAAAUCCUUGUCCUUACGCAAUAAACGUGUUUGAUUUAUUUACAAAUCAACGUUUAAGACGUUAUGAGUUAAGAAAGGAGGAUAUAAAUGCGAAUACUUUUAUAGCAAAUAUAGCGAUUGAUAUUGGAAAGGAUUGUAACGAUGUUUUUGCUUAUAUGAGUGAUGAAUUAGGGUAUGGAUUAAUUGUUUAUUCCUGGGAACAAAACGAAUCUUGGCGUUUUGAACACGGAUUUUUCCGCCCUGAUCCGUUAAAAGGCGAAUUCAACAUUGGAGGAUUAGAAUUUCAAUGGGACGCGGAAGGAAUUUUCGGAAUGUCUUUAACUCCGCUUCAACCCGACGGUUAUCGAUUAAUGCACUUUUCUCCUUUAGCAAGUGAAAGAGAAUUUGUUGUAUCAACUGGUACUUUAAGAAAUAGUUCCAAAGUUGGGGAUAGCUACAAAGAAUUUUAUUCUUUAAACGAACGUGGCCCAUUAUCGCACACAACUUCGAGAGUUAUGGAUGAUUAUGGGAUACAAUUUUUUAAUUUAAUCGAUAGAAACGCAGUGGGUUGCUGGAAUGGUCGAUAUGAUUAUAGACCAGAAAAUUUUGGAGUUGUCGAUAAAGAUGACGUAGGUUUGAGCUUCCCCGCUGAUGUUAAAGUCGACGCCCAAAGAAAUUUGUGGGUUAUAUCCGAUAAGAUGCCCAAUUUUUUGCUUUCAAGUUUAAAUUAUAGUGAAAUCAAUUUUAGAAUAUAUUUUGCCCCAAUUCAGGUUUUAAUCCAAAACACCGUUUGCGAAAUACAAGUAGCCGAACAUAAUUAUUAUUAUUUAUAAUAAAAUUAUUAGGUGGUUUUUUUCUUUUUG